GGUUAAGUAAAAUGCAUGCAAAUUAAAGCUACGUGUCCAUCUCAAGACACUCAAGUCUCACAUCUGUCCCUCUUUACUUCGACUUCGCUUAUUUUUGGCUUCUUUUAAAACUCUCUCUGUCUUCCCACUUCUAUCUUUCUUCUCAAGCAUCCAUUUCAAUUCGGAGUGUUUGAUUAUAAUGGCAACAUCAGCUCGUAGAGCGUACGGUUUCGGUAGAGCCGACGAGGCUACACACCCUGACUCCAUUAGAGCAACUCUAGCUGAGUUCCUCUCCACUUUUGUCUUCGUCUUCGCAGCUGAAGGCUCUAUCCUCUCUCUCGAUAAGUUGUAUUGGGAUCACGCGGCUCAUGCGGGAACAAACACACCAGGAGGACUGGUACUAGUCGCGUUAGCUCAUGCGUUUGCUCUGUUCGCUGCUGUUUCAGCAGCCAUCAAUGUCUCUGGUGGACACGUUAAUCCGGCAGUCACUUUUGGUGCUCUUAUAGGAGGCAGACUCUCUGCGAUCCGUGCCAUCUACUACUGGAUAGCUCAGCUUCUAGGAGCCAUCCUCGCUUGUCUCUUGUUGAGGCUCUCAACAAACGGCUUGAGACCAGUGGGUUUCCGUCUAGCAUCAGGUGUUGGAGCGGUUAACGGACUCGUGUUAGAGAUCAUUUUAACAUUUGGCUUAGUCUACGUUGUCUACUCGACUUUGAUUGAUCCAAAACGUGGAAGCCUUGGGAUUAUAGCGCCGCUUGCGAUCGGACUCAUAGUUGGAGCAAACACGUUAGUGGGUGGACCGUUCUCUGGUGCAUCCAUGAAUCCAGCUAGAGCCUUUGGCCCAGCAUUGGUUGGAUGGAGAUGGCAUGACCAUUGGAUCUAUUGGGUUGGACCAUUCAUCGGUGGUGCUCUAGCCGCCCUUAUAUAUGAGUAUAUGGUCAUACCUAGUGAGCCUCCUACGCACCACACCCACCAGCCAUUGGCUCCUGAAGAUUACUAGAUGGGUCUUUCUUCAUGUCACUGGUUCUGAUCUUGUUCUGUCUCAAUCUCUUUGUUUGUAUGAAAUCACUUUGCAUAAAAUCACUUUUUUCGAUGCAACUCUUUGUUUGUAAUAACAAUAAUAAAUAAUAAAGAAAUAUUUCGUAA
Eutrema salsugineum is the source of this 1122-nucleotide messenger RNA. Its product is annotated as aquaporin TIP3-1. Gene Ontology annotation, biological process: water transport; transmembrane transport. The record is from RefSeq and is a predicted model, not a curated record. NCBI's taxonomy places the organism in Eukaryota, Viridiplantae, Streptophyta, Magnoliopsida, Brassicales, Brassicaceae. Gene Ontology annotation, cellular component: membrane. The coding region runs from base 179 to 976 and encodes 265 amino acids. The transcript has 3 exons. Gene Ontology annotation, molecular function: water channel activity.